UCCGCCCCGCCACGGAUAACUAUUCUGCCUCAGCGGUGGAACAUCACCUCGCGUGAGCGGUGCUCAGGCAUUUAAAAGCAUUCGGUGGCUCCGGACGCGGAACUAUUUUCCGUAGGCGGCUGCAAGGACUAGUCGGUUGUGCCGAUGCCACGGUCUAGAGACCAGACUGUUGCGGCAAGUAGCUGUGAGUACAGUAUCUAUGAAGGCCGCGCACGCGCAGAUAGAUAACCAGCACCACGCCCAGCCGCCUUUGUUUCCCUAGUGACGACGUUCACCAACUACUCAUUUGAGAAUGAGCCCGCCUAAAAAAAAACACCUCAGGGAAGCCCGUUCACAUAUUCUUUACCGAUUUUGAUCGAGAGCGGGAAUCCCAACUCGCUUCGCCGGGUUCGCAGCGCGCGAACGGCUGCACUACUGCCUCCCCACGAAUCAAUGAAACACACGUGGACAGCCAGUGUCGAUCCACUGCUGGAUUGAUCGCUUCUUAAGAGCCACCGCUGGCACUCGUCACGAUCCUGCGAUGAUUUCAUCGCUCCAUAUAGAUGUCUUAUCGAUAUUUAUAAGAACGUGUUUCUGUUUUCUGAAUGUUAUUUCUGAACCAAGGCCUAAAUUUGAUUCGAGAUUGACGCUGCCAGCGCUGGCCAAGCGCACUAAGGAACGACAGCGGACGUGAACGAUGAAACGCGUGCGGCUUGGGUGGCGGGGCCCGGAGCACUGAAGUCCACAUUGCCAGUACAUACAAUUAAGCGCUGUGUGUUUAAAAUAUAUAGUGAGUGUGAUACUUAUAAGUGGGGGAAAAUGCCUGUUCGAAAUCCCAGCACGACAGUUUAAACAAUGGAGCGAGUUUAUCAACUCCACCUCCCCCAGCCGUUAUCCACCCAGCAGCAGUGUGAAUACAUCAUUGAGCAUUGCAUGGCAGGAUGGGGAUGGUUUCUUUUUAUGUGUUUAGGUGAUUUGUUUACCUUUAUUGUACUUUGCAGUUAUGUUGUUGUAUUGUUUGUUGUAACCUUCUUACCCACCCCUCCAGGACAUCUGUGAAAAAGAGCUUCAUAGCUCAUAUGAUUCCUUCGGCAUAAUUAAACAUUCUGAUUCUGAAUGGGUUAAGUCGACGUGCAGGUCACUGCGGGUGGUGGGUGGGGUAAAGUGGGUACUCCCUAUCUCUUUCAAGAUAUCUCGUCAGCAUGAAAGAGUUGGCCGAAUCUAUCUGGAGCUUUCUCUAGUGGAGGCCCCUUUCUCCAGCAGCAGUGGCGAGUAGCAGUUGCAGAGCUGCGCCUAGACACCGACGAGAGACAUCGAGAACGGAGGCGUUCAUCCAGUAGUAGAGAGAGACUGGCGCAUCGCGAUUGACUUUUCAUUAAUGAUCGAGAACGAUGGGUUCCACGUGAGGGUCGGUGGCUCCGCAUGAACUGCACGUCCCCAGGACGUUCGGCACUCGCGUCGACAGAGCGGCGCGCGGUGACUCGCCCAACUUCCCCAACCACCACCACCACCACCGACUUCAUCCCACGCGUUCACCCAGGAGGAGCGCCUCGCUGAGUCUCAAGCCUCUUUUCAUGAGGGUCCUGCCAAGGGCUCGCUGGAAGGUUGUGCAGCGAUUUCAGCUGCUGCUGCUCUGCGGCAAAACAUGCAAACAAACAUCCUCUGACAAUUAAAUGCAUUGUCUUUGAAACUGAUGGGCCUACACACAUCAGUUCCAAAGAAUGCAUAUAUUAUCAGAGCAUGUUUGUUUGCAUGUUUUGUCACAAGUAUGUGUGGUUAAUGCAGACUUGAUACCUUGCAAAAGGUAUCUACAGUAUUUGGUGUUUGAACAUCUUAACACCUGUUUUAUUGCCAGAAAGGGUCAAACCUAUUCUUAUUUUUCAUCAUUUUGGAUGCUGGAAAAAGGUUCCAAAAAUGUGUUGCUGCUGUGUACAUUGCCAGAGUUGGGAAAUUUGGAGCGUGGAGCCAUUGGCACACAAUGAAGUACUACGUUUUGCUAAUGACGGCACGUCGUAGUUGUAUGGUUCAACACGCGCCGCAGUAUUAACCGAGAGGUGAAGGCGCUCGUGCGCAGCUGAUUCUCGCAGCGAGAAUCAGCUGCGCUAGAUUCCCCACUCGGGCGCCUCUGUGUAUGUGGAGUGUGUUCGCCCUCCCCAUCUUCUACAGUGGGAGUGUGAUUGUGUGUAGUGGUUAGCGCGCUGCGCUACACCCUCUCGUGUACCGUUCCGGCCUUCAUAUGUGCUCGCAAAGAGCACUUGCCCCUACAGUCUGUUAAGGCUAUUCGGGGGGGGGGUCUUUGUGUCGCUGUGUAACCGUGUGUGUAAACACCGACAAGGUGCCCCCUGCUAUAAUUAAACAGUCUUUGUGGGAGUCGCGGUUUCCACCCACGCGGUCACGUGACGCACCCCCACCCCCCUCAAGUGCAGGUGAGGGGGGGGCUGCCAGUUCUCAUUCAGCUCACCACCUCAUCCAUUCACCACCUCUACAACUCACCACAUCAAAUAACAUCGUCAGCUCACCAUUUCAUGAACCCAUGACAAACAGAUUUAACCUCAUUAACUAAUAAAUACCUCAAUCACAUCAAAAUAACCAACCUCCUUUCCACGUCCACUCAUUCGCUUACCACCUCUUCACAAGACUCUCAGAAAUCUGCGGAAGCCAAGCGAUGGGCGAGGAGGGCUCUGCUCUCCCCCGAGUCGUGGACCUGCGAUCACCCCGCUGGGACCAGUCGACGUUUUGGGGGCGCGCGCGCCAUUUCUUUGCCGUCACGGACCCCCGAAAUCUCCUGCUGAGUUCCCACGAACUAGAGCAGGCGCGCUCCAUCGUGACCGACUUCCGGGCAGGCUAUACACAUGCAGAGCUCAGCGAAGAGGAUGUGUGGCAUGCUAAGUAUGCCCAUGACUCUGCGUUCCACCCGGAAACCGGGGAGAAGAUGCUGCUCAUCGGCCGCAUGUCAGCCCAGGUCCCGGCCAACAUGACCAUCACGGGCUGCAUGCUCACUUUCUACCGAUCGACCCCGGCGGUGGUUUUCUGGCAGUGGAUCAAUCAGUCAUUCAAUGCCAUCGUCAACUUCACGAACCGCAGCGGAGUCGCACCCAUCAGCACCAUGCAGCUGGCAAGCGCAUACAUUUGUGCCACAUCGGGAGCCGUGGCUACCGCGCUGGCACUGAAGUCCCUCGCCAAGGUAAGAGGUGACGACCCUAAUCCCAACUGUGACCCCAUCCCAUGUCAUUCCCGGCCAUGGCUCAGUGGUGAACGAUGUCUUGCUUAUUCUUUGGUUCUUUCGGUAAAGUUACAUAAAUAGAAAAUAAUAAAA
This is a messenger RNA of Petromyzon marinus (sea lamprey), 3295 nucleotides long. NCBI's taxonomy places the organism in Eukaryota, Metazoa, Chordata, Hyperoartia, Petromyzontiformes, Petromyzontidae. The record is from RefSeq and is a predicted model, not a curated record.